AUGGCUAAACAUGAUCGACCAACCGGUCCGGGUGAUCUCAACACUGCCGAUCUCGAAAUCCUGAACGCGUUCAAUAGCGAGGUCAAUUACGCCAUCCAAAAAGAUCGCAACAAAUCAUGCGCGCCCGGAACGGGUGAUUGGUUCUUUCGUCACCAUCUGUAUGAGGAAAUGCAGAACGCGCGCGGCUCACGAUUGUUGUUUGUGAUGGCGGAGGCCGGCGGAGGGAAGUCGACCGUCAUGAAAACUCUUGUCGACCGCCUUCUUGAGCGCAGUGAGCCUGUGCUUGCCGCCUAUUUCUUCUUCAAGGAUGAUGUAGAUGAUCUGCGUAGCUAUGAGAAGGCUCUCAGUAGCUUGAUAUAUCAACUUCUUGUCCGAGAAAAGAAACUUGCGAAGCACGCUAAAGAGAUACACCAGAGAUAUGGAGAUGGUUUGAAAAAUGACACCAAAGCCAUGUUGGAGUUAUUGUCGAUCUUAUCCCAAAAAGCGGAGAGGGACGUUUAUUGCGUCCUUGACGGAGUGGAUGAAUGCGAAGCCAUCGACAGAAAUCAAUUGUUGGCCGAUUUGAAAUCCCUCUUCUCUGAUGUUGAUGAUUCGGCGUCGAGGCUCAAGAUUGUUGUCUCCUCGCGGCCAUACCAAGACGAGAACCACCCAUAUGCCGAUCUACUAGCAACACCCUCUCGCAUGAUCGGGCACCUUGCUGGAGAGAACGCCAAGGUUCAAUCGGAGAUCUUCAAAGUCAUCCAGUUCAAGGUGGAAAAGCUAGCUGAGGAGCGAGAGCUGGAUCAAGCGACUCAGACCAUGAUGGUGGAAAAGAUUUUUGCACAGAACCGACACACGAGAUCAUUCUUGGCGGUACAGAUGGCCUUUGAACUUCUGGAUUCCCAUCAGAGAAUGCACAAGGGAGCCGGAGAACGUACCAUCAACACAAUUCUAUCCGAAAUUCCUCAAUCACUGGGAAGCAAAUUCGAUGCGCUGCUUGACAGAAGUACUAACAAAGAACAUACGUGGAGGUUACUCUGCGUCAUUCUUGCCGCUCGAAAGACCCUCAAAAUUGAUGAAUUCAAGGUGAUAUAUGCUAUCACUGAACCGAGGGACUCCUCUGUCAGUAAAGUACAAUCCUAUGAUGAUUUGGAACUGCCCUCCGAUGACGACGAAUUCAAGCGGCUCGUGCGAUCAAGAUGUGGACUAUUCAUAACGUUCGUCAAGAAUUCCGUCCAUUUGUUUCACCAGACUGCCCGAGAGUACUUGAUCGAACGCAUUGAUCAAUCGCCAGAAUAUACAUCACCUCUGUUUUUGCAAACGACAUCUGGGCUUGCCCCGAGUGAUAGGUCUCUGUGGAAAGGUUCCAUCUCACUCUCGGAUUCAAAUAGAGUCUGUGCCUCGGUGUGCUUGAGUAUUCUCAGCUUUGCGGUGCCGAAGAAAUUGCCCUUUGAAGUAUUCGAUAACAUGGAAGCAGGGAAUAAAAUUGAAGAGGAUUUCGCGGAUAACGACACGGAAGGUCUUAGGGGCUUCAUUUCCGCCCGCCCGUUUUUCACUUACGCGGCUUGCAACUGGCAUGAACACAUUUCACUCGCUGGAGACUCUGCAUUUCAAUUGCUCAAGAAUGAAUCAUACGGCGCUGGUUUUGAUAUUAGCAAGCCACAGUUCUGGGCUUGGUUCCUCACCUUGGCAGAUUGUGUUUGCUCAAGCACCGUAAAAAAGAGGCCGCCCGUCUCACAAAUCUGGUCGAAAGACAGUGCCGAGGUUUCCAGUGAGCUUGGAGAGUUUUUGCGCGAGAAUUGCCUGAAAAAGAUCUUUCCAAUGGAUAAAAAAGUGAGAGCCCUGCUCGAUGUAUCAGGCAGGUUUGUUUCAGGCCAGGCGUUCCACCUGGCCAAUGGAGACUACCAAUAUACCAGCUCAGGGAGAGCAGUUGAGGCUUUCGAGAAUGGCGAUGCGGAACGAGCCUCUGUGCUCCUAGCCAAAGUCCCCCAUCACACGUUAAUUUGGACCGCCAUCACCACUGGCACGCCUUCGGCUCUUCGAGCAGCACUUGCCAGUUCCAAAGAUCUCUCAUGGCUCCAGAUUGUACCUGACCAUAUCCUUUACAAGCGCAGGAAAACUACGGGCUGGUCUAGUUGGAACGGAAAAGACUUGAGAAAGUCACGAGAAGGCGGAUGGACAGGCACAUGUCCUCCUAGCUUUGUCGUCCUGCUAAGAGUUAGCAUGCUGGAUGCUAGCGUCCCGGUGUUUGCAGCUUUGGCGGACUGGAUAGACCGACAGGUAGAGAAACAGCUCUAUGCCCAGCAGCUGUGGCAGGCUGGGGGGUUCAUCAUUCCAACACUCUCUUCCCGACUGGUGGGAUCAGGAGCCUCGGUAGACUGUGAUUUGUGGGAAGAUGGUACAACUGGCCUCCACGUUGCAUGCUCUUUCUGGAUGCAUGACGCCAUCCAAAGCUUGGUGCAGAAUGGCGCAGAUCCUACGAGACUUACCCCCAAGGGUUACAACGCGCUUCACUCUUUCUUCCAACAUACAAAGAUCCCGCGGGACACCUAUGAGUCAAACGUUGAAAGGGAACAAGCGACUUACUUCUUCAAUAAGUCUCGAAUCAACCAGUCAAUUGAUGCCAUCACUACGGGCAAUUUCAGCAAGGAAUCGCUCAUCAGCCGGCAGUGUCAUCAGGGCUUCACACCUCUUAUGUGCGGAGUGCGAUCGACGAGAUCAUCUGGUACAGCGAUAAAGCGCAUCCUGGACCACGGUGCGGCUCCAGACCAGCAAGAUGAAAAAGGUCGUACUGCGCUCAUGUACUUCUUUUUCGAUAGUGAUGAAUUUGUGGAUAAGGACACUUCUAUUCUUAAACAUCUCCUACAUGCUGGCGCAAGUCCUCUUACCAUGGAUAGGUCAGGAAACUCCGCGCUGAGCUAUUGGGCGGCUACCACUGCUACGGUGAAUCUGGAUUAUCUUUCCGCCGGGUUCAAUACUUACAACAAAAGUUUUCAUGCCCUUGCAAAUAACGGAUCGGUGUCAUUCCAAGAUCUUGCGGUAGAGCUGAACAGGAUCAAGGUUCCGCUUGUUAUUGCUUCCCGGCUCGGCAACGCUCAGCUGUGUUCAGCUCUGCUUGCUGGAGGAGCAGAUCCAAACCAGAAGGAUGAGGCAUAUACUUCGUUCUUCCGUCGCCACAGGGAAAAAGACUCCGAUAAAGAACCUGAAGAAAAUGAGAGUACCGUGGAAUGGAACCCGCUACUAACCGCGCUGCAAUGUCGGGCGUAUAAGACUGCUGCAAUACUGAUCGAACACGGCGCUGACAUCAACUUCGAAUUGAAAAAACGCAAGAGACGCAGACACAAUCGUUACAUCUUCGUACAGGGCGGGGGUACACCUCUUCAUCUUGCAAUUGCCGCCCGAGAUCGGGAUUGGGUUGGUACUUCCAACAGACUGAGCCUGUCCCACGGCGGCGGAGAUAACAAAGCCUGCUUUUUCCGUGGAGGAGUGAGCCAUGACAUGGAUGAUAGUUUGCUUGCUCUUGCUCGCUGGCAAAUGCAGCAGUAUGUGAACCCUCGUGACCAGGAUGAGGAAGAUUCGGAUCCUGAAUGCGAGAUAAGACGUCAGAUGUAUGCAAAUGAUAGUCGAGGUGCCAAUCUACUGCCAUAUGAUCGGACUCAGGAAGUUUUAGGCGUCCCUGCAAAUCAAUAUCUUGCUGAAAUUGUAACUAGGACUUCCUCGUUGGAACAACAACAAGAGGCUUUAGUGAGAUAUAUGCUGUCGAAAGGUGCUUCAAGCAACGCAUGUACGGUAAGAAGAAUGAGUCUUCUUAUGCUUGCGGUGAAAGAGAAUCUCUUGAACAUUGUGGAGAUUCUUUUGGAGUACGGCGCGGACCCGAAUGUUGCAGAAGUUGGUGGUGCUACUCCUUUGAUGGUAGCCGCCCGGCACAAUGAACCUGCCAUUGUUGAACGACUCUUGAGAUCAGGUGCCAAUCCAAAUGCGCAGCUGGACGUUAAGGAUCCUGACAAAUGCAAGUGCCAGGGCUUUAUAGAAUGGGGUAGUUGGAGUCAUCGAACCUGCGAUGCACCGUAUACUGCAUUGGCGCUGGCUGUGGCGUGGGGACAUAAGGACGUUGUCGAGCUUCUACUCAAGCACGGCGCCGAUCCAAAUAUAAAGAUUACGCAUCACGCCCAUGGAAGACUGCCGUCGAAGCAGGACAUGAAGCGGAGGAAAGGCUCCUCGUCUUCGUCUGAUGAUGAGUCGGAUCCAGAGCCAGAGGAGUGGAAAGGUUACAUUUCCGUCGGCACUGCUCUAACAUGGGCCAGGGCGGAAGUACGUGAUGUGCUUUUGUGUUAUGGUGCAAAUUCGGCGGAGGAAGAUGUCACAAGAGAAUGCGACUGCAUCAUCGAGCCCCAGCCCGACCGUCGCGAUUUCCUGUUUUCAGAUGAUGAUGAGAUAGAAGAAGAGUAA
Clonostachys solani is the source of this 4428-nucleotide messenger RNA. Lineage: Eukaryota; Fungi; Ascomycota; Sordariomycetes; Hypocreales; Bionectriaceae. The record is from the annotation of a GenBank genome assembly.